Xiphophorus hellerii (green swordtail) is the source of this 1722-nucleotide messenger RNA. RefSeq lists its product as uncharacterized. The record is from RefSeq and is a predicted model, not a curated record. The annotation marks the transcript as partial. Lineage: Eukaryota; Metazoa; Chordata; Actinopteri; Cyprinodontiformes; Poeciliidae. The transcript has 7 exons.
GCAGCUUUCACUAGACUGCUGUUGAGCUGAACUGUUCUUCCUUCGACUAUUUUAAUAACCUUUCAUUAAACUGCAGCUGGAAUAAGGCAAAUAAAUCAAUUCUAGCAAUAUUUUUAAUAGCAGUAUUCAACGACAAUGAUGUUUUUAUCAGCAGCUGGAUGUGUGUGGAUGGUUUAUAUUCUCUGCAUCUCAGGUGUUGAAGGAAAACCAAACAGCAUCUUUGCUUUGAAAGGAUCAUCAGUGAAUCUGAGCUGCUCAGCUCCACAUUCAGCUGCAAAGGUCAAAUGGUACAUGGUGAGCAAGAGUAAUGCAGAAUAUGUUUAUCAUGAUGUGUCUGCACAUAGAAAUCAUGAAGAGUUCAGUUUAUCAGAGGAUGAUUUCACUCUGACAAUCAGAGAUCUAACAGAGGACAAGACAAAAAGUUACUGCUGUAGUGAAACUAUUCCUAAAGAGAGACCAGAUGAAACCGACAGCUGUCAGCAGAACAGCAUUCAGCUCCAGGUUAUAGACCUCCAGGUAAAGGUGUUUCCUGCCUCAGAGGGACAGAAAGUGAGUCUGAUGUGCUCAAGCAGCUGUUCUCUGACUGAAAGCCCUGCAGCCUUCAUCUGGUACCAGAACGGAGAGUUCCUCUAUGAGGACUGGUCCCCCUGGUACCAAGAGCUGGUCAGCAGUGAUCAGGCAGUCAGAUACUCCUGUGCUAUCAAAGGCUACGAGGAUCUCAGAGCUCCUGACGUCUCAGUGGAUUCUGUCUCAGGGAGCUGCUUCAGUGUGACCUACGCUGAAGGCACAAUGUGUUCCUACAAAUCACAGAAACAGUCCUGCUCCAUCACAUUUCCUACAGAAAUUCGUGUUGAAAGGACAGAAUCAGAGAAUGACCAUAUCAAGAUGACGUGUAACUCCAGCUGUUCUCUGACUGACAACAAAACUUCAUUUCAGUUGUAUGAAAACACAGAAACUGGUGAACAGAAAGUUGAUCAAAACUCUGUAGUUCCCAUCUCAUCAACAGAUAGCUUCUUCUGCACUGUUAAGGAUCGUCAUGAUCUGCUUUCUAAUGAAGUUUGUGUUAACGGUAGCGACUGCUGGACUGUGAAUUAUGACAGCAGGAGAAUCUGUGGCCUGAAAGGUUCAUCAGUGAACAUCUCCAGCAAAUACUCACAUCCUGAGCACCAACAGCCACUGACUAAACGCUGGUAUAAAAUGAAGAUAAAUACAAAGCUGGAGGAAGAGGUGAUGGAGAAUAAUACUGAUGUGAAUUAUCAGGAUGACACGAGGAACCAACACAUCCUCAGUUUAAACAACCUGGAUGAGAAAAACUCAGGAGAAUACGAGUUCAGAAUCAAAACAGACAUCAGAAAAUCAUCUCAUUUUCCUGGAGUUACUCUGAUUGUAACAGGUCUCCUAGUGGAUGUGCGACCUGCUGCAGAGGUCACUGAGGGUCAGAGAGUCACAUUGACCUGCAGCACCAGCUGUCCUCUCAGUGAAAACACAAACUACAUUUGGUACUUUAACAGUCGGCCUCUGAGUCUGACUAAAACACGAAACAACCAUCUGAUUAUAGAUGCAGUUAGCAGACAGGAUGAAGGAAACUACUCCUGUUCUGUUGAAACGCUAAACUCACCUGGAAAGACUCUGACUGUACAACAGUCAACAACAACCUCUUCAGCAACAACAGUAAACUGGAUACGAACAGCUGCAGGACUCUCUGUGUUUCUUUUGGUCCUG